AUGAUAUUUGCUACUGUUAGCAUUUCAUACAAUUGUGAUGGGGUUGCUGCACGAGCUUGGGGUUUGUUGUUUCUUGAGCCUAACAUAAUAUUGGAGAUCCUCAAGGAUAGACUAUCAUGGCUACUUGAUUGUUGGAAGCUGGAGGGGUUCGGCAAGUUUCCUGCUAAAAUUGGGGGAAUUAUUGAAUUGAUAUACAUACAAUUCUAUGCUUCUACGACAGUGGAUCCUGCUAGUGACUUCUGGAUGCUAAGAUACACAUCAACUUUGGAUUAUGGUACCAUUGUGGUAAAGUCUCAUUUGCCUUCUAGUUUAUUUUUCCAAGAGCUUCUUCUUGAAAAUAGUCCUGGUCAAGUUGCUGAUCCACAAUUCACAAGAGCCAUGAUUAUGACCAGUGGCUAUAUAAUUCGGCCAAUUGCAGGGGCAGGCUCAAGCAUUCAUAUUGUUGACCAUCUGGACCUUGAGACACCAAUUAUUCCUGACAUACUGAAGCCUGUCUGUGAAUCAUCCAAUCUAGUGGCUCAGAAGUUGACCUAUGCUGACCGAGCGGGAAGAGCCUAUAUGCCCAAGGAUAUUGCUCUAUAA
Messenger RNA from Impatiens glandulifera, 582 nucleotides. Its product is annotated as homeobox-leucine zipper protein HOX9-like. NCBI's taxonomy places the organism in Eukaryota, Viridiplantae, Streptophyta, Magnoliopsida, Ericales, Balsaminaceae. Gene Ontology annotation, molecular function: lipid binding; DNA-binding transcription factor activity. Bases 1 to 582 code for a protein of 193 amino acids. The transcript has 6 exons. The record is from RefSeq and is a predicted model, not a curated record.